Thrips palmi is the source of this 5903-nucleotide messenger RNA. RefSeq lists its product as uncharacterized. The transcript has a single exon. The coding region runs from base 766 to 3462 and encodes 898 amino acids. The record is from RefSeq and is a predicted model, not a curated record. Lineage: Eukaryota; Metazoa; Arthropoda; Insecta; Thysanoptera; Thripidae.
UGGUGACCAAAUUCGUACAAAGUAAGGGGUCUGUACCUAACAUGAAAACGUAUUUGCACGCAUGUCCGGACACCGACCUUGGUUGAAAGGUCCCGCUCUCUUGACCAACCCUCCCGUGAUCAGAAAUUCACUCGUAGAACUACGUACGCUCUUGUUGUCAAAAGAUUUGAUGAAUGUCUAAGCGCUUAAUCUGAACAAAAUGAUUGGGUGAAAAUAAAGUCAUAAAUUUGAAUUCUGCCGUCUCUUUCGUGGCGCGCUCACAGGCGAGCUGUUGGCACUCCCUGUAGCCUUGUAGCGAACAGCUGACGGUGACAGUACUGGCCGGGCCGUGGCGAGCCCAGCCACUCUUGCGUGUUGACUAAUCGUCAAAAGAGGCCGUGGAGCAAAGGCCUGGCCUGUGUGCUGAGCCCGUCGUGGUACCAGUCACUUUCGAAAUUCGAAAGCUGCGAUGCGACCGCAACUCAGUGCCCCGUGGACGGUACAUUUUCAUGGAAAGUUGUGUCCGAAAUGAGUUCGCGUGUGUGCGCCCGUGUCUAAAAGGAUUUGUUUGUGGAAAGUGAUGGGUGGAAACAGUGAAAGUGCAGAGUGAAGUGAUACAGUGAUACUUCUGCUUGCGUGUCCGUCUGACAGCAGUGCAGUUGAUUGGUGUGCGACCUUCCUCUCUGUUAGUGUUGAGCAUUCAAUGUUUAGCCUAAAUGGCCUCAGCGGACCUGAUGGACUGGAAACUUGUGGAAGUGCCAUCUAGCAGAUUGGUCAGGUUAAAGCAUGAGCAGAGAGUACUAUGUGCAGUGUUCACCAUUUGCUGUUCAAGCUACACCUACGGGUAGGGGGCACACCUACCUUGGAAUGGACUGUGGUUCAGAGCAAAGCAGCUCUGGACUCCACCACCUCAUGAAUGAACAAGCAAAGUCCCUUGCUGCCCUACAUGAAUUACAGAAUGAGGUCGGCGCAUUGCUUGAGUUUCGUGAUCUCGUCAUUGAGACAUUCCCCCAUCUUCGUAGUAAGAUGGCAUCACAGCCAAGUAGUUCGGGUGCGCUUUCGAGCUCCAACACAACACCCAACUCUUCCAGCGCUGGAAUGUCACAUAUACCAGUGCCCACCACUCGAAGAGAGUGGGAACCAGGCAUCAGGGUCAAGAGGAAACUCGGCAAUAAGGAUAACGAAGCAAACUCCAGCUCCUUAACAUCCAGUCGAAGUAGAAGCAAUAGUCAAGGCUCCAAGUACCAAACAUCUCAGCUCAUGAAUGGCGCCAGCACAAGUAAUGGCAGUGGCAGUAGUUCGACUGGAAGCAGUGCGAUUCAAGACUCUGGAUUUGGUACGGAAAGUAAGGAGCAUUACUCAGCCUCUAGUAGCUCCAGCCAAAAGGGCGGUGGUGUCAGCGUCCCUUGUGCGGAAGAUGAGUUAUGGAACUUGCUGGAUGUCAUUCAUCGGAAAGGCACUAAAUUGCGGCAGGAAGUGGAGCAUCUACAAACACGCCUCCAGGAUAGAGAUAUCCAUUCUGAGAGGUCUAGAGAUCGGGACAGAACAAGAGCUCGAAGUUUGGGGAGUGUUCCAUGUAGUGAUAGUUCCAGAGAUCUGAGAACUCAACCUUUGCACUCCAGGGAGAGACUGUCCAGGAGUGUGGAGAGGUGCUUUGUAGAUGAUGUUGAUGAGUAUUUAGACCGAGAAGAUCUUGGAGAUGAAGAUUCCCGUGACAGUGUGGAUUAUCGUACACAGCGGUUGCUGGAACUGGGUCGUGAAGAAGUGCGCACUUUGCGAAGAGAGAGAGAUCUUCUCCUUGACCGCUUGGCUGAAAUGGAAGCUGAAAUGUUGGCCAGCAGAGCUCGUGCUUCUCACCUUAAAAAUGAACUAGGUGCCUUAUCAUGUGCGAAGAGGGAGGUAGAAGAUCGAUUGCAGUCUGCCAUAUCCGAAAAAACUGAACUGAAUUCAAGAAUACAUGACUUACAUCUACAAUUUAGAAAAAACCCUGGGGCUAGUGUGAAUGGUAAUUUAGUAAAGCCUGUGGCUGUUCCAUCACCUCAACGAGCUGGUGCUGUCUCCCAGUUUGUCUCUAGUCAGCCUGUCAAGCAAACGGAAUCUUCUUGUUUCACCCCAGUUUUAUCUUCCCAUACUCCGUCUGAAGACAAAUACAGGGAACCAAUUAGUCAUAUGCGGUUUCCGAAGAACAAUAGUGUGGAGUCUAAUAAUGGCUUCAUUACAUCUUCCAAAGUGUUUCAGACUGUUGAGAGGCCUGGAAGUGGUUCUGCUAAUAGUGAUUGUACCAGUUAUAGUGAAUCUCAGCACACCCGCUCAGAGUUCAUCGGUAGAAAUGUCAAAUUGGGAGCACUGGAUGGUAUCAUAAGUUGUCCCAGUGAUAUUCCAAACUUUGUUCGUGGUGUGGCACCAGAUGUUGAACGCAUUGCUGCUGUACUGAAGGAAACUGACCAUGUGGAACUCCAGCGCCAUUUGCUGACAAGUAUGGCAGAAAAUAAAGCUCUCAAACUUAGAAGUGUAAGCGAACAAAGGAUUAGGGAAGGAUUGGCUCAUCAACUAGACACAACUCGAGAAGAAAAUGACGAUUUAAAAUUCCAGCUGGAAGAAAGAAACAUAGAGUUGGAAGGAACAAGAGCAAGAGUUCGUGUUCUUGAGAAGAUCCAUCAUGUUACUUUGCGGACUGAUUCACCCAUUCACAUAAAACCCAUGAUUCAAAAUAUUCAAACUGGUGAUGAGACGAACAAUCAACAGCACAGUAGCAGCACAGAAUCAGCUCAUGAUAUUGAGGGUCAAAGGGCCCCGACAACAACUCCAGCCGCUUCCCCAACUAACUCUCAUACCUUGUUCCCCAAAGCCCCAAUCUCCCCUCGUCGCCGUCCAAGCAAAAUUCCACUAGUUAAAUCGUACUGUGCUCCAAAACCACCGGGAAGUAAAGGCUCUCAAGACGGUGCUUCCAACAGCACUGGCACCAGCAUGAGCAGCACCGGCAGAGAUACACUGAAGAGGAGGAAGGCAGGCUCGUCCCCUGCUUCUCGUGGAACUUCGAUACCAGACGGAACCAUCUCCUGGAGGCAACGGCGUGACAGCAGCCCGUCCCUCGGGCCGGGGACAGGGACUCGGAGUCGGGACUCGCUGAGCUCUGGCGGCGUCGGCCGCAGCUCGUCCAUUCAUCACGGCAGCAGGGAGUCGCUGGCCGGGCCGCGGUCUCGCAGUACGCCUGCAAGGAACGAUGGCACGUUAAGUAAGACACCUUCUCUCGCAUCCUCUUCCUCUCUAAGUCGGCGCGAACUUGCCAAAUCUAGGGAUUCUGUACAUUCUUCCCCUGGCGGUAGGAAAUUUCCCACCAGUCAAGUACGAAGGAGUAAUGUUAGUGGUUCGUCUGUAAGUCGCACAAAUUUAAAUGAUUCCGAGCAGUCCAAGGCCCGCUCCAACAGAUUGUUCUCCUGGGGUAACUGGUGGAAAAUUGGGAUCUUAGAUAGUCCAUCGUAAUUUAUUAAAAUGCUCAGCAAACUUUGUAACUUAAAAUGAACAAUGUUGGAAACUUGAUUGAAAACUUGAUUAAUGUUAUUUCUAUGCUUUUACACAACUUUCCUUCCAAUGGAAUUAUUGACAUUAGUUUUCACAAGCAUGUUCUGCAAGUUUCUUGCAGGUUUAAUAUAAUUGGUGCUAAUGAAGUAAGUUCUGUAUGGAUUUAGGGGUACACUAUCCAUACUAAUAGUUAGCACAUAUCUAUUGCCGCACAAUACUUAAGUUAUGUCUGUAUUUGUGCUUUCCUAUCCAAUUGACAAUUAGACUGCAAAAUAAAAAAAAACAUAAAGAAGUUGGUACCUAUGAGAGAAGUUUUCCCCUUUAGGGUGGCAGUUGUUCAAAGGCUGAUUAGUUACUUUUCAUUGAUUUUUUUUUUUUUUGCGUUGAUCUACUAUAAUAUUUUUAUCAAAAUAUCUCAAUUUAGUGAACCAUAGUGAAUUGUUUUAGAUUUGUCUAGAUGAGCUGAACUCCCAAACAAACCCACACUUGGAUGUAAAAUUGUGCAGGUAAAGGUGAUUCUGUGUAGCUUUGCUUUGUCAUCAGAAUAUCUGCUUUCAGUGUGCCAGUUCUAUUUGCUCAACUCCAUGAAGCAUGACUGAGUAUGAGGUGCAACACUGUUGUGUUGAAUAUUGCUCCAUAAUGUGUAUGGCUUGUCUGUAUCUCUGUGAUUUUUCAAAUGUGUAGGUGUGAAAGGAAUGUCAUGGUGCUUUCUAAGCAGUGUUGAUUGAGCUCACUCAUGGUUGUUAUGAGACAGUAAGAAGACAGUUUGCAACUAGUAGCUAACUUGUUAGCUAGUUAGCUAUAUAUUUUUAAAUAUAUGCAGCACCACUGUUCUAGAAUGAGAUGGGUCCAUUCUCCUUGUAAGGGAUGUAACCAGAUUAAACAGCUCUUAUCAUUCCAGUCAAAGCUGUCAUUUGAAUGUUUGGAGAGGUCACCUUGUGCUUAUUUUGAUGUGCAUUUUUCAUUUGGCUGUUUUGUGUCCAGUCUUGGCAAGAGACUCUUUGCUCACGAUUUGGAAAUGAACACUUCCUUGUCUGUUAUGUUUUGUGUAUGUAUUUACUAUUGUGAGGCCUUGUUAGCUAUUAAGUCUUAAAUAUGAUGUAAAUAUCUUUGUCUUCUAAAAUGACAUUAAUGCCUAUGCACAUCACUUCAAACAUCACUUUUAACAUGAAUCUCUUCAGCUGUAGAAAGUGCAUUUUUGUAUGUCAGUCAUAAGGUUCUGUUAUAGAGGAAUACCAUUUCCAUUUGCAGCAGUACCUCUUACCAUCAUUAGCUUGCAGUUGUGUUCUUUUUUUUUUUUCAACUUUCAUUUUGUGAUUUGUUCACUUAUUUUAUGUUUGCUUGAUUAUUAUUUUCUUAUUGUGAUGCAAAGUUUUUUGACUGCACAAAUUUGUCUGUGAUUGCUCAAGAAAACAAAUGAUAGCAUCUUUCCUGUUAUCUGUUCAUUUUUUUUUUCUUGAAACUUAUUGAUAUUUUGAUACCAAAAGUACACUAUGGAUGUAACUAUCUUGUUGUGACUACAAACCAGCUUUCAUUUUCUGUUUUCCCAUUGCUUUGUUAAGUUCUUCAUUGAAUCAGUUUCAUUGUCCUCCCCAUUUUUAAAACCUUUGGGACUCCUGAAUCUAUAGAUGUAUAGGUGUAAGGAUAGUUCUUCCCUGGAGGGCAUGUAUGUUUUACCAUCACCUACAAAUAUGCAUAUCUAUCUCAUGACUAUCUAUUUAUUUGUGAAAUUUCAUGUUAUUACUGUAUCUGACGUCCUCAAUAAUAUAUAUUAGAACAAAUGUUCGGUUGUAAGGUAGCAUAUUCAUUUGAGUAUUUUGGAAGAAUCCUGGAUGACGUGUUGUGAUUUUUUUUCUAUUCAUAGUUCAUUUAUUUGUGGUCUAUGCUGACCACUGUCACAAUCUAUCCCUCAGCUUUAAAUAAUUGGUCUUAAUUUGAUUUUAUUGGCCUGCCUUCCCAUCAAGUUGUAAAAGCAGUAAAGUUGAAGAGAUUUCUUUUCCUGUCACAAAUCAAGUAGUUUCAAACGAAUUGUGAAAAAUGGUGCUCUUGUUCACAAGGGAAAAGUUUAUGAUCAACCCUCUCUAAUAUGGUUGUGAUUGUAUGCUUUUCACCUUGCGGUUUAAAUCAUUAUGUUGCAUUUUACAGUUACUAUAUGCUUCUAGAUAAAAAUUUAAAAAUGGCAUUUAUUAGAUUCCACACAAGUGUCUUACUUGCAACUGUAGAAUUUCUUGUUUGUCAAAGCUGUUUCUUACCUAGAUAUAAGAAAAUUUCUCAACAAAUUGACCCUCUUGAGUUGUAUUACCUAUCAUACCUAGUCAAUCAUGACUUGGCAAAACUGUCAAAGAUUCAUGUAAAACUAUUAUAAAACUGUUUAUUUUUAAAAAAUAUAAUGUUUUAUAUUA